Perkinsus marinus ATCC 50983 is the source of this 669-nucleotide messenger RNA. RefSeq lists its product as hypothetical. The record is from RefSeq and is a predicted model, not a curated record. Gene Ontology annotation, biological process: DNA replication initiation. Bases 1 to 669 code for a protein of 222 amino acids. Gene Ontology annotation, molecular function: single-stranded DNA binding; DNA replication origin binding. The transcript has 7 exons. Gene Ontology annotation, cellular component: replication fork protection complex. Lineage: Eukaryota; Perkinsozoa; Perkinsida; Perkinsidae.
AUGCCCGUGUCACCGGCACCUGACCAUUACUCGGGAAUUAAGCUCAAUGAACGGUUGGUAUCACAAGAGCAAAUCGAUACGCUGAUGAGUGGUAAGAAGGUGGUCCAACUGCGAGACCUGAAGUUCGAAGUGAAGACCAAGGUGGUGGAGCAGGACCGUGUCUUCGUUGGUAUGAUAUUCAAAGUGGGGGCCACUCGUAGUGGUACGUUAGGGCGAGGGAAACUCGCCAGGACAGCACAGUAUUGUGAUGCUUGGCUGACGGACUUCCAUCCUUACAGCCCGACUUACGUUCGCGUACGCCUUACAGAUAGCGCCGCUGGGAUGAAGCUGAUGAGAGGAGAUGUGUGGUAUUUUCUCAACCCAGAGCUCACCCCUGAAGACGAUAAAGCGGCUUCAGGAAUGGCAGUGACUGCCCCUGUUGCAUUGACUGUAGACACUCGAGAUAAGAUGCUCAAGGUUGGUAUAGCGAGUGCGGUGGGGGAUUGUACGGCAGUGAUGGGGAGUAAAGGCAACCAUGGAUGCAUGUACCCUGUCAACACCGAGCUUGACCGGUCGGGUCUGUGUCAUGUCCAUCUGGAGGAGUUGAGGUCAAAGUCGUCGAACUCUCGCACUAUGACGGGUGCGAUUGUGGUCUAUACCGGGUCUAUCCGAAUUGGUCCUCGAUGCUAG